AAAAAAAAGUAGGCCGGAGUUCCCAAUUACAAAGUGAAAUACUGGAAACUAGAAGAGUGGUCAAAGCAACUAAGGGUGGACGCAGAUUUAGUUUUACUAGUCUGUCGUUACUCCGGGACGCAAGCCAGAAAAAAGCAACUAAAAUUUUUCUCAAACCUACUCCACCCGGCAGUGGAAUUAAGGCGAGUGUUCUUCUUAAUCAUUUAUUUAAGUAUUUAGAAAUCAAGGAUGUCAGUGCCAAAAUAAUUGGUUCUCGCAAUAAACUAAAUGUGAUCCGAGCCACUUUUUUAGCCUUGGAUAAACUGACAGGCAAAAAAUAUGAUUAUUAA
Racocetra fulgida is the source of this 329-nucleotide messenger RNA. The record is from the annotation of a GenBank genome assembly. NCBI's taxonomy places the organism in Eukaryota, Fungi, Glomeromycota, Glomeromycetes, Diversisporales, Gigasporaceae.